Molecule: messenger RNA, 1814 nt
Organism: Zootermopsis nevadensis
Lineage: Eukaryota; Metazoa; Arthropoda; Insecta; Blattodea; Termopsidae
Source: RefSeq, a predicted model, not a curated record
AAUGCUUUAAAAUUCAUCGUUCUGAUGAUGAAGGCAGCAAGUACCUCCAAAACGUCAGUAAAAGUUUGCAAAACUACGCGGUGUAAUAACCCAUCGCCGCAAGAAUUUCAAAUCACACGCAAAAACACUACGAGGUUAUUUGGAACUGGACGAAAUUGCUUGGCUAAGAAUGGAUUCGGCACGGUGGCAGGGGAGAGAUUUGACAACAGCUGUUACAAAAACUCAUCCCAUUGCAGUGAACUACGAUUAUGACUUGGUCAUCCAUUCUCCAGACAAGACAGCCAGUCGUGCGGGCCCUGCGUUGUCAUAUCAGCUGAAGUCGAUGGGAAGGAUGGUAUCUGUUGAUUGGCAAGCCAACUAGACAGCGUUCGCAAGGAAAAUUGAACUUUGGAGUUAGAGUUGUUCAGUUCCUACACUAGGAAAUCUUUUGGCACGAACAGUAUUGAGUGCUAUUGAAUUUUUGUCGAGUGCAACUCAUAUAACACUUGAGUGAAAAACAUUUCUGUGCUGUGUUUGUAAGGUAUCCAAGUACUGCAACAUGAACAGUGAAGAUUUAUGUUAACAAUUUCAUUCGUGUUAUAUGUUUCAGCUCUCAGUGACUGUUUAGUUGGUUUUAGGUGCAAUCAAUUCGAGACAUUAUCUUUUAUCAGUUGCACUAAAGACGAAAUUCAUAACAAUGUAGAACAAACAAAAACAAUUUUCGACGUAGAUUUAGAUGUAUUAUGGUUUAGCUGAAAUGUGUGGAAAUAAUUUAUUUUUGUUUCUGCUUUAAAAAUACGUGACACUUUUUGACGCAGAACAGCGGGUCAGGUGCCGCUACAAUCAGUUAACGGAAGAUAUCAGAAAGGAUUUGAAGAAACAUAUUUAAAUAUCAGAGGUUGAAGAGAACACGUCUGUUAAAUUUGGGGACAUGCUUUAAUCUUACGUCUCACUAAAAGUUUGUUUACAGAGGUGUUACUAAAGUGGAGUUAGUCAAUAGGCACUCCGCUGUUUGGAUCUAUCAGUUGUUGCGCAAACCUUUGGAAAGGAGAAGGAAAUCCCGUUGAAGAAGUGAAAAUAGACAACCCAGUUAAAAGAAAACAGUUGAUAUAUUAAGAGGUGAACGAUGCAAUAGUGUUGUCAAGACCGCCCAUUGCAUAACAGCCAGACUGAAAGAUCUGAGGAUUGAUUUCUGAAUUUUCACCUGAGGACCUGUAAUAGACGCAGAUACAAUGAGUUUCUUUAACUCUCUACAACAAUAUGUGACCAGCAGUGUUGCAAACUUAAGUUUAAGUCCAAAACGUUUUUCUCUGAGCCGCGAUUCUUCCGCCGAAAGCAGUACAGAUGGAACCGGAAGCCAUCCUCCGUUAACACCGGGUUCUGCCGGAAGUUCAAGCGGUGCAGUGACCAGUGGUAGAAGUGCAUCCGCCGGUAAUGUGAUAGUAAGUCCAGCAGCGCACAGUGGGCCGAGUUUGCUGCAUGGGUUCCCCAAAGUGGUCCCUCCACCCGGCACUGUCACCCCGCCUCACAGUCGCUCCCUGUCUGUACGUCGGCGUACCCUCGAAUGCCCACCGCCUCCUGGACUCGUGUUACCCCCGGGAGCAGGACCUCCGCGACGACUUGGAUCCUUCAGGAAGACAAAUCAACAGCAGCAACAGGCGACGACUCCAGGGUCUACAGGCAUUUCCAGACAACCACUCAUGUUUUGUCGGAGGAGGCAGUCUUGGCCGGAGGUUGAUCAACAGGCAACAUCAGGACCUGCUGUGGGGUCCACCCCGACUCCUUUCCCGUUGGUGCCAGGAGCUGUUUCAGCUGCGUAACGCAGGACAAGUUUC